Molecule: messenger RNA, 1802 nt
Organism: Micropterus dolomieu (smallmouth bass)
Lineage: Eukaryota; Metazoa; Chordata; Actinopteri; Centrarchiformes; Centrarchidae
Product: P2X purinoceptor 1-like
Exons: 13
Coding region: 129-1304 (391 amino acids)
Biological process (GO): monoatomic cation transmembrane transport; response to ATP
Cellular component (GO): plasma membrane; nuclear inner membrane
Molecular function (GO): extracellularly ATP-gated monoatomic cation channel activity; purinergic nucleotide receptor activity
Source: RefSeq, a predicted model, not a curated record
GAGGACCUUUGCCAUUGGUGAGGAAUGAGGCAGCGGUGACCAGGAGGUAAAAGUGGAGUCUGGGUGUUUAUAUGCAAGUGGGGUGAAGAGAGAGACCCUCCUCUCUGUGGGUCAGUCGAUGAGAGAAGAUGAAGAGCAAAAUCUCCAACGCCCUCUUGGACUUCUUCUUUGAGUAUGAGACGCCGCGCCAGGUGCUGGUGAGGAACAGGAAGGUGGGAGUGGUGUGCCGCCUAAUCCAGGUCGUGGUCCUGGCUUACAUUAUUGGGUGGGUGUUCAUUUAUGAGAAAGGCUACCAGACAUCAGAUACAGCAGUAAGCUCGGUCUUCGGCAAAAUGAGUGGAGUGGGCUAUACCAAUGCGAGCGGAAAUGAGAUGGUCUGGGACGUGGCCGACUACGUCUUCCCUUCACAGGGAGACUCAUCUUUUGUGGUCAUGACAAACUACAUCAUAACUGAAGGUCAGAAGAUGGGAAAGUGCCCAGAGCUGGAAGGCAACUGCAGCUCAGAUGGUGACUGUGAAGAAGGGAGUCUCAAACGUACAGGACAUGGACAAAUGACUGGAGUCUGUGUGAAUGCCACUAAGACCUGUGAGGUGUUGACUUGGUGUCCUGUGGAGAACGAUCGCAACAUCCCAGAUCCUCCUCUGUUGAUGUCUGCAGAGAACUACACACUGUUCAUCAAAAAUUCUGUAACUUUCCCCUUAUUUGGCGUCACAAGGAGUAACCUGGUGGAGAACAUUGAUAAAGAGUACAUCAAAACCUGCCUUUAUCAUCCAACGGAUUCUCCUCUGUGCCCCAUAUUUAAACUGGGAGACAUAGUUAAACUGGCUGGCUUCAAUUUUGAAACAAUAGCCAAAGAGGGAGGAGCCAUUGGUAUUGUGGUCGACUGGACAUGUAACCUAGAUGUAGCUGUAAAACACUGUAAACCAAAGUAUCAAUUCCACGGUCUGUAUGGAAACCCAAAUGAGACAGACAAAGCUAGAGCUUCAAUGGGCUACAAUUUCAGGUAUGCAAAGCAUUAUUUGGAGGACAAAGUUCAGAAGAGAACCCUUCUCAAAGUAUUUGGGAUCAGGAUAGAUAUCAUUGUGCAGUCACAGGCAGGAAAAUUUGAUAUCAUCCCAACCCUGACAGCUAUAGGCUCUGGGGUGGGCAUUUUUGGAGUGGCAACUGUAGUAUGUGACUUGGUGUUGCUCUAUUUGCUACCGAAAAAAGAAUUUUACAAGAACAUGAAAUUCAAAUACACAGACACACAAACACAGGACCCUGAUUCAGAGGCAGUUAGCACAGAUACUGCAAUGACAAAAUGACCUGGGAGCAAACUUUGAAGCUUCUAAUUUGAAGGUGUGCUGCACUGAAACCCUGCAAAACAACCUGCACAACAACACACGUACUCUAAAUUGCCUGGAGUCAAAGGACUUCUCCACGUGUCUUCUCUCUUCAAUCUUCAGCAACAUCUUCUUCCAGCAUCUUCCCUCUCUUACAGCCACCAUGAGAGACUGUGACUCCUCCUGCCUAUUGUAUGCAGUCCUAGCGUGGCUCAGCUGUUUUGUUUGGGUGUAGCUUAGUUUGCUUUUGUUGGGGUGUAUCCUCCAUGUCCUAACUGUCUCUGUAUCCAUACAGUUGAAACUAUUAUUUCUGGUACUGUGUGUACACAAACCACCAGUAAGUCAUUCAUUACCUCUGUCACAGUGUUUGUCAAAACGUAACGUGUGGCUGUGCCACUGUCAGUGAUUCAUCCUGUGUGCACUGUGCACCUUUUUUUUCAAUAUAUCAAUAAUUCAAUAAAAUAUGUACAGUAAUAUUAA